UAAGCACGUAGCAGACGCAAAGCAGCCCUGCAGAAAUGGCGGCGGACGGGGUUAGCCUCUCGCUGCAGCUCCCAUGCGUUUUUUCACCCAAAUCGCGACAGUAUUUAGCCGUGUGUGCCCAGGAUGGCAGACUUCGCGUCUGGAACACGGACAGUAAAACCCUUCACCAAGAAUUCGUGCCUUCAGCCCAUUUAAGCGCCACCUGUACGUGCAUAGCUUGGGGACCAUGCCGGACGGUGAAGGAGGGUCCACAGAGGAAGAAGAGGAAAUCCGAGGUGGGUCAUGUGGAGGAGAAGGCAGAUCUGUUGGCUAUGGGCACAGCCGCUGGAACUGUCCUCAUCUACAGCACAGCCAAGGGGGCGCUCCACUGUACUCUGGAUGGAGGUCACAGUGGAGGAGUGAACUGUGUCCACUGGCAUCCUGAAGACAGCUUAUUAUACAGCGGCUCAGACGACACAAACAUCGUAGAGUGGGACCUGCAGACAGGGAAGACACGGAGUAAGUGGAAAGCGGACCGUGCAGCAGUCACCAGUUUAUGUGUGAGCCCCGACGGGAAACUGCUGCUCUCAGCCGGACACGUGAUCAAGAUGUGGGAUUUGGAGACCAAGGAGGUUUACAGGAGAUUCACAGGCCACUCCACGGCUGUGACGACCCUGCGCUUUGCCACCACACGGCCUCCCGACAGCAACGGCCUUUACUUCCUCUCAGGAGCGGCACACGAUCGACUCCUCAGUGUUUGGCAAGUACGGGAAGACGGAAAAGACAAAAACUCGGUGGUGUCCUUCACUUUGACAGAUGAACCCCAACACAUCGACCUCAUCACAUCCGGCAGCAAGGAAGAGGCAGUGAGGCUGGCAGUGGUUUGUAAGGACGGGCAGCUGCAUCUGUUUGAGCACUUUUUAAAUGGGCCUUGUAAGAAGCCGCUGUCACCGUCGUGUUCGGUGCAGAUGUCCGACGCGAAGGAUUCCCCGAUGCCGAUCCCGCUGCUGGCGGCGGCACUCGGAGCUGAUCCGCGGGGCGUGAUGCUCGCGUACGGCAACCAUCUUCAGCCCGUGAUGGAGAAAGUGGAGGUCAACACGGCAGAGAGGCAUGUAUGUUUGACCCGAGACGUUCGGACCAACCUGUCCCUCUCCAUGGAGACCACGGUCUCUAAGGUGAAAACUCCAAUUGUCAACGCCAAGAGUAAAGUUUUGGUUCCAGGACUGCCGGGUCACACGGCUCCACUAAAGGCGGCGGCGCCGCAGGGAACAGAAAAGAGGAAAAAAGAUGCAGACACCAAGGAGAUGUCCAUAGCUGAGCGGCUCGGUGAAAUAGACCUUGAAGCAGUUUCCGACCAGAAAGGAGCUCCUAAAGUGGCGGCCUCGCUGCAGACGGACAACUUUGCAGUUCUGCUGAUGCAGGGUCUGGAGAGCAACGACACCGACAUCCUAAAUAAAGUUUUCCAGACUCGCAAAGAGGCGUUAAUAAAAAAGACAGUAGCUCGAUUGCCUCUCCCUGCUGUUAUACCUUUGGUUGAAGAGCUAACAAAGAGGCUGCAGGGGCACCCUUUAACGGCGUGUCUGAUGGUACGGUGGCUCAAGGUCGUCCUCAUGCACCACACAUCAUACCUGGCAUCGCUGCCAGACCUGGUCACCCAGCUGGGAGUCCUUUAUCACAUGAUCGAGAGCAGAGUGAAGAUGUUCCACAAGCUCACAAAGCUGCACGGGAAGCUUCAUCUUCUAACGACCCAAGUGGCAGCAAACGACAGCAGCGCCUUGGUGUCAGAAGUUGACCAUACAGCUAAGCUGGUGUAUGAAGAGGAGUCAUCUGACGAAGACGACGUCUCUGUUGACGAAGCUCUUCCCGGUGAAGACUCUGAUCACUGGGAAGAAGAGGAGGCAAUGCAGGAGGAGGAAGACGACGACGAACAAGACGAGGAUCCCGACAGAAGAACAGAACCCAAAGCAAACGGAGACGAGGACAUGGAGCACGAAAACGAGAGCGAAGAAGAAUGAGAAUGUGACGAUUUCAAGGACCUGAAAGAGUUAUAUAUAUAAACUGUUGUUUUAUUUUCAAGCUUUUUGAUUUUAUUGUCAGAAAAAAAAAGUGGUUUUACAAAAAUCAAGGGACGCAUCUCAGUGGCAGCCCUCCCCUGCUUCUCCACGACUGCAUCUCCAGCUCGUGGUUCUUUUCACUGACUGAGAAACAUUCAGCGAAACUACAGCUGAUGCAAAUCCUCGACUCUUCCGGGCCCGCCUGCAUCCCGGCUCCACAUCCGACCAUCACAGGAGAGCUCGGCUUGUCUCUGCAUUCCACAAUGUGUCCUUUAAUUAGUCAAAUAUUAGCAUCUAUCUUUGUUCAUAGUAAUAAUAGUCACUCUGAUUGGUUUAAUUUAACUCUAGAGCUAACAUUUCAAACUCAGCACCGGCGUGGAGCCAGGAUGGAGACUAGCCUCCGCCUAGGUGUUGUACAGGAUUCAGGAGGUGGGACUGCAGGCCGAGAGCGUUCGCCGUGGUCCUUCACAGUGUAAAUCUAUAUGUACAGUGAAGUGUUUGUACGAGCUCUUCCCUCUACACAAAUCUUUGGGAUUAAAGAAACUUCUGUAAAGUCUC
Molecule: messenger RNA, 2591 nt
Organism: Fundulus heteroclitus (mummichog)
Lineage: Eukaryota; Metazoa; Chordata; Actinopteri; Cyprinodontiformes; Fundulidae
Gene: wdr43
Product: WD repeat domain 43
Exons: 18
Coding region: 36-1994 (652 amino acids)
Biological process (GO): maturation of SSU-rRNA from tricistronic rRNA transcript (SSU-rRNA, 5.8S rRNA, LSU-rRNA)
Cellular component (GO): nucleolus
Molecular function (GO): protein binding
Source: RefSeq, a predicted model, not a curated record